CUACUUCUUCGUCUUCCUAACAAACACUGAUAAAAAUGCGCAACUCCCACACUUUUAUUCGCCGAGAAUCGCUCUCUCACUCUACCUUUUCUUAUGCCGUCUCACUCACUCAUUCACUCACAACUUACUUUACUUGUGUUUUUUCUUCUUCACCAUUCUUUCACCUUCCAUUUCAGAUGGAGGGUUAUAGCAAUUCCGACGUAGGUUGUGACGAAGAAAGUGUACUGGUGACUCCAUAUCAGAAGCAGGUGUUGCUGAAGUCUGACCUUCAACCUCGCAGUAUUGACUUGCCUCUUAGCUCUGGUGGUGAUAAUAGCUCUGUGACUUCUAUGAAAGAGGAUUGUGAAUCACCUUUAUCAUCAUGGGAAUCAGAACCUGAAUUUGAUAUUCCAUCUGUAAUCAAUUGCCAUGGCAUGCUUGAGGGACCCAAUGAACUGAAUGAGAAUUGUGAUAACAUGGAACAACAAGAUCAAUUUGUUGGGGUGGAAAAUACAGAUGAUAGUUUAUUGUGGGAGAUAGACAAUAGAAGUUAUGAUGAGUUGCUCGUAAAGUUCAUUCAUUCUGAGCAAGAGCUAAGAGUUGCCAAUUUUAAACUUCAGCUUUCGGAACAAGAGAUUAUCAAGUUGAAUGUUCAAAUUGAGAAAGGUGAGGAUCAGCUUGAUGAUGUGCGGGAAGAAUUGAAGCUGAAAGAGGAGGAGUUGCAUAAACAAAAAGAGCUUUCAGAAGAAGAGAUUUUCAAGUUGAAGAUUCAAAUUGAGAAAAGUGAGGGUCAGCUUGAUAAUGUGAGAGAAGAAUUGAAGCUGAAAGAUGAGGAGUUGUAUAUACGAAAAGAGCUUUCAGAAGAACAGAUUUUCAUGUUGAGUAUUCAAAUUGAGAAAAGUGAGGAUCAGCUUGAUAAAAUGAGAGAAGAGUUAAAGCUGAAAGGCGAGGAGUUGCAAAAACAAACUGCUGAAUUGGAGACUCAUAUUCCAGAUUAUGUCUGCAGGAUUGCAAAGUUGGUGGAUGAUCUAGAGAUAGCUAAUGAACAACUCAAGAUAUCAAAAGAUGAAAUUGAAGUUUCAAGAAAGGAACUUGAUAAUAAGUCAUCUGAGACUCAUCAAUUGGAAGAUCAGCUUAAAGUAGCACAGAAAAAUAUGGCUAAUUUAGAAAGUGAGCUUGUUGAGGAGGAAAAGCAGAUUCAAAUGCUUGAGGAGUUGGUUAAGUGGUAUGAGGCAAAUGAAACUAACCGCAACCUUGAAGUGAAAAAAUUGACAGAUAAAAUUCUUGUUUCAGAGGCAAAAUUUGCUUCCGAGAGAGAUACGUUGUAUUCUGAUAUUGAAAGUUUGUCUGAUAUGAAAAUGAAUUUGAACUCUAAACUCAAGGAUUCAGGGUCUAGAAACAUUGAAUUAGAAAACAAAUUAAGAAAAUGUGAAGCUGAAAAAAUGGAACAAGAAAAGUUGCAUGAAAGUCAACAAAUAGUUUUGCAAGAUGAUAUCCGUUCUUUGAGAGAAGAACUUAAUCAGAGAAGAAACGAUGUAGAAGCUGUGAAUAAGAAAUUUGUCAUGCUAAUGACUGAAAGAGAUGAAGCUAAUGCAAAGAUUGAUAAGCUUAAUGCUGAGAUAUGCUCUCGAGACGACCAGAUAACAAGUCUGAUGGAAGUGAUUCACAAGCUAAAAACACUACAGAAGGAGCUGGUGACCAGAUAUAAAACUAUAGUUGGAGAACUUCAAAAAGAGGUGACUAGACAGAAUGGUGUGAUCUCAGAAAGGAAUGAGGAGAAGAGGGAAGCAAUUCGACAACUAUGUUUUUCACUUGAGCAUUAUAGGAGUGGAUAUAUCCAACUUCUUCAAGCAUUUAUUGGUCAAAGGCGUCGUGGUGGUGACAGAGCUAGAUUUAGUUGCAUUUAGUUGUGUGUUUUGUUUUGGAUUUUGUUUUUUUAGAUCUUUGCUUGUUAGUACUAGGUUUUGCAUAUCUUCUAAUUUUUCAUUAUGCACCUAAUUAUUGCAUAAUAAUGUCUUUUCUUCUUAUUGAUUCAAGUAUGUCAAACAGUCACAUUGGUAAUUGAAGUUGAUGAAGUUUUUUGUUUA
Molecule: messenger RNA, 2066 nt
Organism: Cicer arietinum (chickpea)
Lineage: Eukaryota; Viridiplantae; Streptophyta; Magnoliopsida; Fabales; Fabaceae
Cellular component (GO): cytoskeleton
Molecular function (GO): structural constituent of cytoskeleton
Source: RefSeq, a predicted model, not a curated record